UUGAUUUGACCAUUAUCAAGUGAUGGCGAUGAUGGCUGCGACGACACUCACAGUCACACCGCCGAGAUGGUCGUGGCGUCCAACUCGUCGUUCCUUUUCCCGCCAAAUGCAUCCACGGCUGAGAGGUUUGGGAAUGUACAGAAAUGGUGGUGUCUCUGGGAGCAAUUGGGCUUUUGAAAUCCUUCCGAGUGGUGAAAAGGCAUAGUUGGAUGAGCAGGAUGUGGUGAGGUUUAUUGAUCCCUUUCGACCCAUCUUCCUAUAAUCCCGCUGCAUACCUAUGGAAAAAAAUUGAAGAUAUUCCUCAGCAAAGACGGCAUCGACUUCUCCGAUUGUUAAAACCUAGACUUGUAUCAAUGGCUUGGCAGAUAGCUGGUACACGAUAUGAGGAUCCCAAGUUAGUAAAGAAAAGUGCUUCUACGUUCCAACAAAGAUGAUAUCAUGCUUGAAUAUUAUAACUCCUCAUCAAGUGGAGUUGAUACAUUUUGAAGAGUUAACACCUUUGCUACUUUUUAAGGCUAUAUUUACUAGCAAGGAUGGGCAGGCAUAUCGACGAUUCAUUAGUGGAUCGGUUUUGGCUGCAUUUGCUGACUCCUUUGCUCCCUUGUAUUUUGCAGUGAGAAAACUUAAGGAAGUGAUGUCAACAGAGCAGCCAUGUGAUUUAGCAUAUGAAUUCGGGGAUGGACUACAUGAUAUCAAAGAGCUCCCAUUAGGCUUUCCAAGACCAGUUAAACAUCCUUAUCCUUUCAACGAUCAAAUUGUUGUGUAUGUUCGCUAUCUAGGACCUGGGGUUUCAGUAGGGCAAGCAUGGCAAGAGGGGACAAAGUUGGAGCAAGUCCCACAUAAGUUAUAUGGGGAGAUUUUAAUGGUGAAGGAUUGCACAUCAUUAAGAGAAGAUCAAUGAAGAAAGUGAUUAGUUCUCCCUUAGAUAAAAUUAAACGACUCUUUUGUUAAAAAUUUUGCACAUAUCAAGGAUGUUGUCUAUCAAGUAAUGAUGUGUGAACAGACAAGUUUCUAAGGCAUAUGAGGGAAAUAUGACUCCAUGUCCAUGUUUGCUGUUUCUGUAUAGACGAAUCAGUGUAGAACUAGUUUAGAGAAUAGUACGUUGAAUGUGAUGUUCCAUGUUUGGCUGUAAGGUAAGGUGAAAUGAGAAGUGACUGCAACAUUCUCAGCAAAGCAAUGUUUAAUAUCCUUAUUCAAAUUCAAGAUAGUUUGUACUUCAUAGACAUUAAAUAUUUAGGUUGACAUACUGUUUUCUUUUUGUAA
Molecule: messenger RNA, 1263 nt
Organism: Glycine soja
Lineage: Eukaryota; Viridiplantae; Streptophyta; Magnoliopsida; Fabales; Fabaceae
Exons: 7
Coding region: 431-901 (156 amino acids)
Source: RefSeq, a predicted model, not a curated record